AAAGUUACUCUAGCUUUAUUUUCAUCAUCCCCUGUUGAGUUUCAUUUACAAUUCACAGAUUUUUAGAUUUGACAAGUUCGACGAGUUUGAUUUGGGUUUGGAAAAGAAGAUUCCAAGUUUUCAGAUUUGGAAUGCCAAGGGGAUUUGCAUGAAUGACAGACAAAAUUGGAGGACAUGGUGGCGACCCUAUGGAUGGAACUUUCACCCACCAAGAACAAAUGGACUCCAACCAACAACUGCCACGACAGCAUUACCAGUUCAAGCUUUGUUUGCCUGUACCAAAGCUAAAAGCUAAGAGCUUUAGGGCUUCAAAAUCUGUUAGGAGCUUGUGCUACAGACCUAUAGAGUCAAAUAGGUAUUGCUUGCAAAGGUUAGAGUGUAGUGGGAUGAUAGUUAACAACUCUAUUUUUUGUGCUUCACCUGGUCUUUUUGAAGAAGAGAAAGCUGAAACGGAGGGUUUGGUUGAGAAAAACGAAAGCUUUGAAGAGAAAAAUGAAAGCUUUGGUGAAAAUGGGGUUCAAAUAGGGACAUUUGCCGAGUUGGUUGAAGAUAAGGGUCGUGAAAGUAGUUCAAGUUCUGAUUUUUUGACAUCAGAAACAACGGGGCACGAGGAGGUACACAGUCACAGUAGUUCUGAAGAAGAUUCAGCUUCACCACCUUCAUUGGGUUGGCCUGUGCGGGAAAAUGCUGAGACAGAAGACUGCACCAGUACUAAUAGCAGUGAAGAUGGAGAGAAACCCCCCUUGGAUGAUAGGAAAUUAGAGAAACAAGGCUCCACAAUUUCAGAGAUUGAGUUGAUGAAGGAAAGAUUUGCAAAAUUGCUGCUUGGAGAAGAUAUGUCUGGGUGUGGAAAUGGUGUUUGCACAGCCUUGGCUAUUUCAAAUGCCAUCACCAAUCUUUGUGCCACGUUAUUUGGGCAAAUAUGGAGGUUAGAACCACUGCCGUCUGAGAAGAAAGCAAUGUGGCGAAGAGAGAUGGAAUGGCUCCUUUCUGUUAGUGAUCACAUUGUUGAGUUGAUACCCUCGUGGCAGACUUUCCCAGAUGGAAGCAAGCUUGAGGUUAUGAGCUGCAGGCCCCGAUCAGAUCUUUACAUUAAUCUCCCUGCUUUAAGAAAAUUGGACAACAUGCUUCUUGAGAUAUUAGAUAGCUUUGUCAAUGCAGAGUUCUGGUAUGUUGACCAAGGGAUUUUAGCCCCAGAGGCUGAUGGAACAACCUCUUUUCGAAAAGCCCUUCAGCGCCAAGAGGAAAAGUGGUGGCUUCCUGUUCCUCGAGUGCCUCCGGGAGGCCUCCAUGAAAAUUCAAGAAAGCAGUUGCAGCAUAAGCGUGAUUGCACAAACCAGAUCCUAAAAGCUGCCAUGGCUAUCAACAAUAUUACUCUAGCUGACAUGGAAGUCCCUGAAUCAUAUUUGGAAUCUCUUCCAAAGAAUGGCCGAGCCAGUUUAGGAGAUCUCAUUUAUCGCUAUAUUUCAUCGGAUCUGUUUACAUCUGAAUGUCUUCUUGAUUGCCUUGAUUUGUCCUCUGAGCAUCAAGCUAUUGAGAUUGCCAACCGAGUGGAGGCCUCAAUAUAUUUAUGGCGCAAAAAGACCAACUCGAAACCUACCAACAACGCUACCCGGUCUAGUUCAAGGUCAUCAUGGGAAUUGGUCAAGGAUCUGAUGGUUGAUGUUGACAAGAGAGAAAUACUUGCAGAUCGAGCAGAGAGCCUCCUACUUUGCUUGAAGCAACGGUUCCCUGGUCUGCCCCAGACCACUUUAGAUAUGAGCAAAAUUCAGUGUAACAAGGAUGUAGGGAAAUCCAUUCUGGAAAGCUACUCAAGAGUUUUGGAGAGCCUGGCAUUUAACAUUGUUGCACGUAUUGAUGAUCUGCUCUAUGUUGAUGACUUGACGAAGCAUUCAGAACAAUUCUCUUCACUGUCCAGAGUUGGUGUAAUCGGUCAGAAGAGUCUUUCAAUACCAUACUCAGUGCCCUUUUCAAGCACUCCUUAUAGAACAGCAUUUACCACCCCAAGCUUUUCUCCAGCACAGGAAGUUAGCCCUGCAAAGGGAGAAAGAUCACCGUUUAUCACGAGCAACAAAAUUUCACAGCGUGGGAUGGGUGUGAAAAAGAUCUUGACAGAUUAUCUUAGUAUUGAUUUAAGAGGGAAGGAAUACACUAAUCCAAAUGAAGGAACGGAAUCAGUUUCAAGCCCAUCUCAAGAAACAUCUGUAUCUUUUGAAUGUCUAAUAGGCCUACAAAAACAGGAGCCAGUUCAAGAGAAUGAGGCCUGAGGUUGCACACCAUGAACCAAUUUCCGGAGACAGCAGUCUUUCACCUACACUUUUGUAUCUUUUAUUUUUAUAUUUGGUAGAAAUAGGAAUGGCGAACAAUUACCCUGUUAUUCGUGCUUCUCAGGGCAUCAUUUAUUGUCUCAAAGUGGCGUAACAUUUUGUGGAUCAAACGUAGAAUAUAACUAACUGUUACUCGUCUAUAUCCAUAUAAACUUGAAAACAAAAAACGUGGAUGUUCAGAUCUCAGUGUCAGUGGUGACAUCCAGAAACUUUCCUUCUAUGUCUAUCCACUUAUCGACUUUUGACGACUUUGCAUUUGCGCGAACGGCCAUUCAUCUUGAUUUGUCAUAUGUUAGAUUAUUAGCAGACUUAGGGUUUUUGGGCUCGUGGGGUUUGUUUUACCUCAUCUUCCAAAUGAAGUCUAGGCCCAUGCUACAUCUGAGGAUUUUUGCGUGCAGGUAAAUCUCCUAAUUGCAUUUACUGAGGAAGGGAAAUUAGAAACGCCAACAAACUCACUGCCAGGACAGUCGAGUAAUUCCAAAUAUUUUUCUCCGUGCCCUAAAUGCGUCUUUCUUUCAGACAUAGCAAAUUAUUCUAUCUUCUAGAGCAAUUUAUACGAAGUAUAGAUUUUACUUUUGCAAUAUCUAAUUCCUAGAGCUCAGCAAUUGUAGUUUUCUUCUGAUAAUAAAAGCUAGAAGUAAAUUGUUUUAAAAUGUACAAUAUCAUAUCAUAGCUUUAAAAAGAUCAAUAAACAAUGUUGAUAGAAUGAAACUCCCUCGAUUGGCCUGACGGCAGUAUCAGCAGAUUACACCUAUAAAGAUGGAGUGGUUGAUUGUAAGUUGAUUACACGUAUCCACAAAAAGGUAGCUUUAUUGGAGCAAGCACUCUGUGAUCCCUUGUAGUUGGCAAUGGAGUUUCAGAAACAGCGGCUGAAGUGGCUAAAUGGCAAGAUUUUUUGAGUUUUUUCACAGUCUUUGAGAUGAUUACAGAUGGAGGAAUACAGAAAGGAAUGAUAAUUGUUGCUGCAGACACCUAACUUUGAUUGGAGUAAACAAGAAUUAGGUAAUGGUGGCACAUUUUUCUUAAAUUAAAGUGCUACAAUAAUAAAUUUGUCUGUUCUUCUAGUGCCUGCUCCAUUACCAUUAGUGGACUGGUGGUGCUAUUCCAUUUUUUGCUCAUGUUACAGUAUA
Molecule: messenger RNA, 3457 nt
Organism: Durio zibethinus
Lineage: Eukaryota; Viridiplantae; Streptophyta; Magnoliopsida; Malvales; Malvaceae
Product: rop guanine nucleotide exchange factor 7-like
Molecular function (GO): guanyl-nucleotide exchange factor activity
Source: RefSeq, a predicted model, not a curated record